Messenger RNA from Rana temporaria (common frog), 3145 nucleotides. RefSeq names its product RecQ like helicase (gene RECQL). Gene Ontology annotation, molecular function: ATP binding; 3'-5' DNA helicase activity; nucleic acid binding. Gene Ontology annotation, biological process: double-strand break repair via homologous recombination. Bases 109 to 2178 code for a protein of 689 amino acids. The transcript has 15 exons. Gene Ontology annotation, cellular component: chromosome; cytoplasm. NCBI's taxonomy places the organism in Eukaryota, Metazoa, Chordata, Amphibia, Anura, Ranidae. The record is from RefSeq and is a predicted model, not a curated record.
AGCGGUGCCGGCUGGGCCACCAAUCCGGAUGCGGCGCGGAGAUGACCCAAAGAGAAGGCGCGCGCUGUGAUUGGCUGGAGAAGCCCGGAUGCUGAGGAGAGUGACAAAAUGACAGAAGAGAACAUGGCAUCUAAUGAUCUGUCAGCACUGAUGGAUGAGUUGGAGGAGGUCGGCACAGAAUUACAGGCCAUCGAGAUGCAGAUUCAGGAGCUGGUGGAUAGGCAGCAGGAACUAAUGCAGAGGAAGAAAAUUCUGAAGAGGAAGAUCGAGACGCUAUCGGAGGAUGCUGAGGCCGGGGCCAGCACUCAGUCUACAGACAAUUGGAACAAAGAAGACUUUGCCUGGUCACAGAACAUUAGGGGGGAGCUGCGCAAUUCUUUCCAGUUGGAUACCUUCCGGAACUUACAAUUGGAAACCAUAAACGCCACAAUGGCCGGGAAAGACGUUUUCCUCAUCAUGCCAACCGGAGGUGGAAAGAGUUUGUGCUACCAACUACCGGCUGUGUGCUCAAAAGGUUUCACCCUGGUGAUUUGUCCACUUUUGUCCCUGAUGGAAGAUCAGCUGAUGGUAGUGGAGCGACUGGGGAUCUCUGGCACCUCUCUGAACUCAGCAAGCAGUAAGGAACACGUGAAGUGGGUGCACAGCGAGAUGAUUAACCGCAAUUCAAAAUUGAAAAUCCUGUACGUUACACCAGAGAAAAUUGCCAAGAGCAAACUUUUCAUGUCGCGGCUGGAGAAGGCCUAUCAAGCGGGGCAGCUGGCAAGGAUUGCGGUGGACGAGGUUCAUUGCUGCAGCCAGUGGGGACACGACUUCCGGCCAGACUACAAGCUGCUGGGUAUCCUAAAACGCCAGUUUCCCAACGCCCCUCUGAUUGGUCUGACUGCAACGGCAACCAGCCAUGUCUUAAAGGAUGCCCAGAAAAUUCUCUGUGUUCAGAAGUCGAUCACCUUUACUGCCUCUUUUAAUAGACCCAACUUGUUCUAUGAGGUUCGGCUGAAGCCUUCAAGCACCAAUGACUUUAUAGAGGACAUUGUCAAACUGGUUAACUGCCGAUACAAAGGACAAUCCGGCGUUAUAUACUGUUUUUCUCAGAAAGAUUGCGAACACGUCACUAUAAGUUUACAAAAACUGGGAAUUCGAGCAGGAACAUACCAUGCCAACAUGGAACCACGUGACAAGACGAAAGUCCACACUUGCUGGACUGAGAAUAAGAUUCAGGUGGUUGUGGCCACAGUGGCUUUCGGGAUGGGGAUUGAUAAGCCAAAUGUGCGGUUUGUCAUUCAUCACUCGAUGAGUAAAUCAAUGGAAAAUUAUUACCAGGAGAGUGGACGAGCAGGUCGGGAUGACAGUCGAGCCGACUGUAUAUUAUAUUAUGGGUUUGGUGACAUUUUCCGAAUCAGUACAAUGGUUGUUAUGGAGAACGUUGGUCAGCAGAAGCUCUAUGAGAUGGUUCAGUACUGCCAGGACCUUACUAGGUGCAGACGUGUCCAGAUCGCUCAACACUUUGAUGAAGUCUGGGACUCUGCACAAUGCAAUAAGAUGUGUGAUAACUGCAAUUCCAGCAAGACUUAUGACCAUGUGGACGUGAUGGAUUACUGCAGAGACAUCCUGAAGAUCUUGGAACAAGCCGAUCAGAUGGAUGAGAAGCUCACCCCACUGAAGCUUAUCGACGCCUGGAUGGGGAAAGGAGUUACCAAACUGCGUGUCUCUCAAGUCCUCCCCCCGCGGCUCCCACGUAUAGAAUUGGAGAGGAUCAUCGCCCACCUCCUGCUGCAGAAAUAUAUAAGGGAAGACUUCAGCUUCACAGCGUACGCCACCAUAUCCUACAUAAAGACAGGACCCAAAGCGAACCUGCUUAGAAAUGAAAAGCAUUCCAUCACCCUACAGAUGAGGACCUCAAUCAAGAUAAAAUCUCCUCCAUCCUCCUCACAGAUAAAAUCUCCUCCAUCAUCCUCACAGAUAAAAUCUUCUCCAUCCUCCUCAAAGAUAAAAUCUUCUCCAUCCUCCUUACAGAUAAAAUCUUCUCCUUCAUCCAAAAAACCCAUCAAGAGUUCACCAGAGUCCUCCAAGUCCUGGUCUAAAAAGGGGAGCUCUGAACACAAAAGGCCAAAUACUGGGGACAGCCCAGUCACCAAGAAGGUCAAAUUAAUCAAAGAGGAGUCUAUUGUCAUUGACUGAGAUCUUCGCUUAAAGAGAAUCGGCCAUCUGCGAUUAAAAUUGCGGGCACUCUGCAGGAGAUUUCCUAGAACAAGUGCAGGCAGUCUGUGCUUCAUAUCAGCUGUUACAAGAGUCAAGGCAUAAAGGAUAAAGGAUUUAUUUCCCCCGGGAGGAGGAAAACCAGUUGAGAUUAAUGCUGGCCAUACACUAUACAAAAAUCGUUCGAAAUUCGCUCAUUUGGCCAGUUCGUUCGUUUUUCGGACAGUUAAUUGGCACAAAAUCGAAAAUCGUUGGGGCACUUUUGAGCCAAAUAAACGAAGGACAAAUUUGGAUAAAUUGAAAGGUUAAUGUGCUUCCCAUUCGAACUGUUUGCACUAGGUAUAUGUAAAAAAACGAACAAAAAAUAUAUCCAUUUAUGUCUACUGAACGAUUUAUCGGUCAUUACAUGAUGGCACCAUUGUUUACGCUUGCGUCCGAAUGUUCGUUUUUUUUGAAAAUGGGUUUGGCUGAUUUUACUUGUAGUGUAUGGCCAGCAUUAAUCUCAGAAUUCUGUUGCUUAUUCUUUCCUCAAUAUUCCACAGAUUUCCUUUUAUAUGCUGUGGCCCGAAGUUCACCAGGCUUCACUUAUAAAAGCCUCCAUUUCUAUUUCUUUUAUUAUAGGAAAGUCAUCUGUCAUUUCCAAGUCUCAGACUUUUUCUAAUUUGGCAGGAUGUGGGUGAGGCUAAUUUGAUGGUACUGCAGCAGGUUUUUGAAAAAUGAUCUGUAGUGAAUCAAUGUAGCAGAUUCAUGAAUAAUCACCGAAAAAUUAUUUGACAGCCAUUUGACUCUGUUUUUCGAAGAAAUGAGGAUGCAAAGCUCAGGAGACCUUUUGUGUGUGUUUUUUUUGUUUUUUGUCUUUUAUUUUUUUUUUUGUGUUUUUUAUUUCUGUGUUGAGUGUUAAAAAAACAUUUCAGCAUUAAUACAAACAUUUUCCAAAUACUUCACAUUG